Molecule: messenger RNA, 3887 nt
Organism: Cyprinodon variegatus (sheepshead minnow)
Lineage: Eukaryota; Metazoa; Chordata; Actinopteri; Cyprinodontiformes; Cyprinodontidae
Gene: phtf2
Product: putative homeodomain transcription factor 2
Exons: 22
Coding region: 277-2577 (766 amino acids)
Cellular component (GO): endoplasmic reticulum
Source: RefSeq, a predicted model, not a curated record
UCUGAAGUGGAGUUUUUAACAGUGUGCGGGUUGAAAGGAGAAAGCUAGCGUUUCAAACAUCAUCGAGCAGGACUCUCAGCAUCUCCUCCAGACAAUGGGCAAAGCACGCUACCUGUGAGCGCAAUAAUUUACCGUCGGAUAACACAGAGUUUGGCUCGGGGACGAGGAACGAAGCUUUAAGGAGCUGCAGCUCUUCUGCUGUGAGGACAAACCACCACUCCGCUCCAAAGCCACACCAGAGUCUUAAGAUGCCCUAAGCUGGAGAAGGAAAUGUAAAUGGCUUCCAAAGUAAAAGAUGCUGUUGUUUGGUACCAGAAAAAGAUUGGAGCCUAUGACCAGCAGAUAUGGGAGAAAUCAGUGGAGCAAAGAGAAAUAAAGUUUAUUUCUCUGGGCUUGAGGAACAAGCCAAAGAAGACGGGACACGUCAAACCAGAUCUGAUAGAUGUGGAUUUAGUUAGAGGUUCAGCGUUUGCCAAGGCCAAACCAGAGAGUCCGUGGACGUCACUGACCAGGAAGGGCCUCGUCAGAGUCGUUUUCUUCCCCUUCUUUUACCGAUGGUGGAUUCAGGUCACCUCUAAAGGCAUCUUUCUACUGCUGUUGGCUCUGUAUCUGCUGCAAGUGGCAGCAGCAGCCCUCUAUGCGACCAUCUCCCAGCCUCAUGGGAUCCCAGCCACCGAGGUGUUUGGAGCCAUCUGGCUCAUGCUGCUGCUGGGAACCGUCCACUGUCAGAUCGUUUCCACCAGGACCCCAAAACCCGCCUCCAGCAGCGGCGGCAAGAGACGCAGGAAGUUGAGGAAGGCAUCUCAGAUGGAGGUGCAUAGGGAAGGAGACGGGUCUAGCACUACCGAUAACACACAGGAGGGGGCGCCACAUUCUCACUCAGCCAGCACCACAUACAGCCUGGGUGCUUUCUUCCAAGAUUUCUGGCAUGAUAUCUGUAAAGCUGGGUCCAAGAAGUCCAAGCUGUCCAUCGAUAAAUCGACGGAGACUGAUAAUGGCUACGUGUCCCUGGAUGGACGGGUGACCAACCGCAGCAGUGAGGAGGGCCUCCAGCUGCACGAUCAGCGCUGUGACCUACUGACCCGGCCAGAUGAGGCGUGCUGGAACCCUCACAUCCAGCCCUCUCACUCUCCGACGACGCGUGGCCCAGGACUGCUCACAGCAGGCAGCCAUAAGGAGCCUGCAUCUGAUGAAGCUUCCAGCGAGGAGGAUCCUGAAGCCUCCUACAGCGCCCUCCGCAGGGGAGCUGAAAGAAAGAACAGUGACUGUACUCUCCGCAACCGCAAAAAUACACAUCUUUACAAGAAACACUAUGCUGUGGAGGAUGUUCCCAAAUCUGGAACCAGCUGCAGCUCCAGAUGUUCCAGUAUGAGAACCCAGGACUCUGAGAGCACGCGGCACGAGUCUGAAACAGAGGACCUGAUGUGGGAGGACUUCCUGCACUGUGCAGAAUGUAGAUCAUCCUGCACCUCAGAGACGGAGGGAGAAGCAGGAGGGACUUCUGUCUGUCCUCCAUCGAAGAAGGAAUACAGAGAUGAUCCGUUCCAUCAGAGCCAUAUUCCCUGGCUGCACAGCUCCAACCCCGGCCUGGAGAGGGUGAGCGCCAUCGUGUGGGAGGGAAAUGAGUGUAAGAAGGCAGACAUGUCCGUCCUGGAGAUCAGUGGCAUGAUCAUGAACAGAGUGAACCUCUACACUCCUGGCAUUGGCUACCAGGUGUUUGGGAACCUGGUUUCAGUCACUCUGGGACUCACGCCCUUCGUCUACAGGCUGGUUCAGCACUGUGACCUGGAUCAGUUCACUACGCUCUCAGCAAACGAGAUGCUCUCUGUUGCUUUGGGGGGAGGAUCCGAAUCUGAUGCCCUGGUUAUCACCAUGGUAACACUCAGCUUCCUAGUGCGUGUUUGCCUUAUUUGGCUCUUCUUCUUCCUGCUCAGUGUGGCAGAGAGGACCUACAAACAGAGGCUGCUGUUUGCCAAGCUGUUUGGUCACCUGACAUCAGCCCGCAGAGCCAGGAAGUCUGAGGUUCCUCAUUUCCGACUGAAGAAAGUUCAGAACAUAAAGAUGUGGCUGUCGCUGCGCUCAUACCUCAAGAGACGGGGCCCUCAGCGUUCAGUCGACGUCAUUGUGUCGUCAGCCUUCCUCCUCACUCUGUCCGUAGUCUUCAUCUGCUGUGCUCAGCUUCUCCACGUCCAUGAAACGUUCCUGGAGUAUCACUACAACUGGGAGCUGGUGAUCUGGUGUGCCAGUUUGUCUCUGUUCCUGCUCCGGUUUGUAACUCUGGGCUCUGAGACCAGCAAGAAGUACAGCAACACCUCCAUACUGCUUACUGAACAGAUCAACCUCUAUCUAAAGAUGGAGAAGAAGCCAAACAAGAAGGAGGAGCUGACGCUUGUCAAUAAUGUCCUAAAACUGGCAACCAAACUACUCAAGGAGCUGGAUACUCCAUUCAGGUUGUAUGGUUUGACCAUGAAUCCUCUGCUCUACAACAUCACCCAGGUUGUCAUCCUGUCUGCUGUCUCAGGAGUCAUUUCUGACCUACUAGGAUUUAAUCUCAAGCUUUGGAAGAUCAAAUCAUGACGCUCCAGAGCUCUGACCUUCAACGUUUCCACUUUGUGCAAUUCACAUUAUUUAUUUACCCACUCAGUGUUUUACUUAGGGUUUGUUUUAAUUCUAGGUUGUUCAGUUGUGUUCUGUAAACACACAGCAAAACAUGUUAGUAUUAUGAGCCUAAGUUAUGUUCUCAGCUGCACAUGACUUUUUGCUACUCUGCAAAUUCAAAGGCAGAAAGAUAAUCUGUUUUAUUAGCUUAAUUUAUUUUUUUAAGCUACAUUUUUAUUUUAUGCAUCUAAUGCUGAAGAUCACAUACUUGCAGCAAACAGAAGAUGUCUCAUCACAUAAAUAAAUAUAUGGUCCUCACUGUUAUCUAUGCUGUAAACCAGCUUUAUGCGUAUAAACUGAAAACAUUUCAUGUUCCUACCUGAGGAUGCAUUCAUUCUGCAGGUAGAGUCCUCUGGAAAUAAACCAUGAGCUGUUCUCUUCCAGUAGAAGCCACUGGCCCUGCAACAAGCAAUCAGUGGUAUUUACAGCAAUACAUGUGUAGGUAGAGAACCUCUGCUGACUGAGCUGGUAAAACUAAGACGAAUAAAAAAAGAAGCUAUAUAAUAUAAGCAGAAAAAUCUUGGUUUUAGUGUUUUGUAUUAUUUGUAGAUAAACUUCAGUUUCCUUCUGAGAACAUUAAGAUUUUUGAACUGGAAGACGGAAAAGUACGAGUUACUUUUUACGAGAUCAAUAUUUACAUUUGAAGACCGUUUUUUUUAAGUGAUGAUUUAAAAGGCAUUUCCAUAUAUAAACGUUCUAUGUGUGUUAGAGGAAACAUUCAGAGCUCCUCCCUGCAGUAGACCAGAGACAGCAUGUUAAGACCGUCUGUAUGUAAACGAAAAUAUGCACUUUAAGAACAGAUUUGAUGUGGAAGAAAGUUACAGAUGUUUUUGUGGUCACAUUUCUAUAUUGACAAAUCAUUUUCUGAAGGAAAUCCUACGUGGUACGUGAAGUUGUGCUGACAUACAAGAUGCCUCAAGUUUCUAACGUCAUCAUGAAAGCGUUUGAGGAGGAAGACCAAAGUGCUUGCGUUUUAUUGUUUUUUUGUCAUCUCUGCUGGGGAAAAGAAUGUAUUUUUAGCAUUGUGCUUUAAAAUGUAUUUAAUUCCCUUCAGAAAUACUUUUAGUAUUGUGGGUGAGCUGUUUAUUCUUUGCGUUCACCUGAAAGCAGAGGCAUGAUUCAGUUUUUAAAACAUGUUUGAUUUAUAUGAAAAUGUGACGCUGUUUGUCAGAGUUUGAAUAUUUAGAUUUAGUCUCUGUGUGUCUGAGGUCUCUUUUUAAAAAAAUAAA